AUGCGACGCCUCGGCGGCGGCGUCGCGCUCACGGGCGCUAAUGCAGCGGCAGACGCCAAUGCAGCAGCGCUGACAGUGGCGUGCCGCGGCCGCUUCUACCGGCCGCUGGUGAACCAAGGCAUUAAUCUCUGGCGCAGCCGAAUGGGUCGCCUCCACAAAGGAUGGAAUACGUGGGAGUAUCAGCACACGCAGCCGGACCCACGACCCUUCCCUGAGACCGCCGUUAACGACUACUACGGCCGCUCCCGUAUAUGGAACCCCAUUGCCGGCAAGAUGGGCUACGUGAACAAGAAGGCAGAGGAGUGGGGGUGGCCGCAUCAGCGCCCACCACCGACAGGACUGCGGCGGUCGCAGGAGUAUUUCCCUCACUUCUUUGCGCGGUACUUCCCGGACGCGGAGGUGCGGCUCGUGAUGGACAGCGUUCUGAACAACGAGACGACAAGGCCAGUGUUCCACAUACCGUGUGACAUGUCCAAGGUGGAGUUUGUCAACUAUCUCAAAAAUAUCUACGGCGUGGACAAUGUUGUGCGCAUCAAGGUGAGAAAUGCGCGAGGCCGCCGCUACAAAAACGAGGUGGGUGAGAUUAAAAUGAUGGACGACUACAAAAUCGCGGUCGUCGAGUUGGACUCUCCCGUUUCCGUGGAGUUUAAGCAGAUCAAGGGCACUGAGGACACUCCUGACAAUAGACCACAGACGCAGAUUAGCGGAUGA
Molecule: messenger RNA, 711 nt
Organism: Trypanosoma grayi
Lineage: Eukaryota; Euglenozoa; Kinetoplastea; Trypanosomatida; Trypanosomatidae
Product: putative protein kinase
Exons: 1
Coding region: 1-711 (236 amino acids)
Biological process (GO): mitochondrial translation
Cellular component (GO): ribosome; mitochondrial large ribosomal subunit
Molecular function (GO): structural constituent of ribosome
Source: RefSeq, a predicted model, not a curated record